Molecule: messenger RNA, 1434 nt
Organism: Vitrella brassicaformis
Lineage: Eukaryota; Vitrellaceae
Source: the annotation of a GenBank genome assembly
CCCAGGUCCCGAAUGGCGGCUCACAACUCGCGGAGCUCCGUCACGAUGAAAAAGAGGAAGCAGACCACAAAUAACGUGUCGAGGGCCAGGAUGCGAGCAAGCCGAUCACGGUACGGGUUGCUCUGCCCAGUGAGACACGCUUGUUUGUCCACGCAUCCACGCGUGUAUGUCUGACGCGUGUUCUCAUUCCACACUGGUGUACCUGUACUGUGUCUAGGGAGACGGAUGGGCGCACACUUCCGCCUCGCAGGAAGGUGAAGAGGAUCUCCAGCUUGGCAAACAGCCCAAGCUCACCGUUGUACAUGAGACCCUCCACACGAACAGUCCAUGUCGAGAGGUCUACCCAAUUGUAAUUGGCCUGCGCACAACACAUAGAUUCACACAUAUGAGCAUCCAUUUCUCUCUCUCUCUCUCAGUGUGUGUGUCUGGUGAAGUGUCUGGCUCAACCAGAUAAAUAAUCCUGUUGCGCAGCUUCUCGAUAGGACUGUUCACCAACAACCAGAACUCAUACUCUCCCCGAUCGUUGGCCUGAGCGAAAGGUAUCGAUGCACACAUGUUCUUAUGCGUCUCUGUUGGUCUUCUUACUUCAAAGCCCUCGCCGAGUGGUAUAUCUGGAAACGCAGCAUCGUGGUCGAGGCCCUUGACCAGCUGUCUGGUUUUGUUGACGUCCAGGAAAUACGACUUGCUGCUGGACCGUUCAUCGUGACAACACUGACCCGUAUCGUCCUCACGACAGAAUAUGCUGGAUGACACAUACAGCACAGCGGCGCGAGAAUGGUUGCCGCUUCGUCUGCAUGCUGCUCACGUGUCUAGGUCACUGUUGACACAUUUGUUCGUCUUGCUUCUUGUCUGAACCAGCUUGAUCCCUCCGAUGAUCUGAUUGUAUCGCUCGUAACGGCCCCAUGUCGUGCUGGGUAGUCGCCGAUCGAACUGCACACAGACGGACACAUCCAGAGAGAGUACGGCCAGAACACUUGACAUGCGAGUAGGCGUACCGCAUCGGUUUGCUUGAACAACGUUUGUGGCAUUCCUAUGCUCAACCACCGCGAGAACUCGACCUCGGUGUUGACAUCAGCAAGUGUCUUGGUCCCAUCGGACGUCCGGACACCCUCAGCAAUGCUGUAUGAGAGCACACAGGUCAGGCUCGGGACCCUCUCUGGUGCCCAGCGUGUCGUGUCUUACACGUCGUUGACAGAAUAUAUGGUGGAGACGUUUUCAUGGUGCGAGACAACCAGCAGAAAUGAGAUGCAGAAUAGCACUGCAGGCAGUCAAGGAUACACACAAAGCCCUUUCGUCAAACAGCCUGUAAGGGGCUGACGCACCAGCGAAAGGCAGAUACUUCACAGCCUGGAGGAGACACAGACGCGACAUAUCAAGCGAAGUAACGUCGCCUGUUGCAGUGCUGACUAACCUGCUCCUCCCCUGCACGUAUCU